AUGAUAAACUUUGUUUUAUGCGAAAAUCUUUUGACAGAUUCAAAUUCUAUAUUUAAGAAUGCAUAUCCCAAUCAUUUAAUUGAAGUUUCAGCUAGUGGAUCAUCAUCACAAUACAUCAACGGGAGUAAACAACUCACAAAACCGGAAUACGCCUUUGAUCAAAUUGAUAAGAGGUAUGAUUGGUGUUCAAACUGUGGUCGUAAUCAAGAAGAACAUCCAUGGGCUAUUUAUUCUAUCAAAAACAAAAACAUCAAAAUCAGUGGUUAUUAUCUGAAAUCUGGAUGCUGUUAUUCCAAAGAAGGUUGUUGUUGUCUUGACGAUUUUUAUUGUUGUGAAUGUUGUAUGUAUAGUUGGUCAUUACAAAUCUCUAAUGACAACAAAACGUGGAAAACAGUUCAUAAAGUUGAGAAAGAUUUAGAGAUGCGACGGUGCAAAGAGAAAACAUAUAAAUUCAGUGAAACAUACCAUACUAAAUAUGUUCGUCUUAUCCAAGAUGAAUCAUGUCCUGGUGAUUAUCCAUGUAUUGCACUUAACAAGAUCGAACUUUUAGGUCAAAUCGAAACUGACGAUGGCAUUAUAAUUGAUGAUCACGAAAACGAAGACGACGAUUUCAGUAUUAUUGGACAUAUUUCAAAGAAUCGAAUAAACUAA
Messenger RNA from Trichomonas vaginalis G3, 651 nucleotides. RefSeq lists its product as uncharacterized. The coding region runs from base 1 to 651 and encodes 216 amino acids. The transcript has a single exon. The record is from RefSeq and is a predicted model, not a curated record. Lineage: Eukaryota; Parabasalia; Trichomonadida; Trichomonadidae.